AUCGUGUCCAACGAAGAGUGCGAAAAGAUUUACAACCAAUUGCCGCAGGACUACGACUUCCCGCCCGUCACCGCACGCAUGCUGUGCGCCCGACACGCCCAGGGCUCGACCGGUUGCUACGGUGACUCUGGAGGACCAUUGUUAUCUGGCACACCCGCUAAAUUGGUCGGUGUUGUGUCGUGGGGUACACCCAACUGCCCGAUCACCACACCCAACAAAAACCCCAAUGUUUACGCUAAUGUAGCCAAUUUGAAAGCGUGGUUGGACACUAAAUUGUUUGCAUAA
Molecule: messenger RNA, 285 nt
Organism: Medioppia subpectinata
Lineage: Eukaryota; Metazoa; Arthropoda; Arachnida; Sarcoptiformes; Oppiidae
Source: the annotation of a GenBank genome assembly